UUUUAAUUGUUUAUCUGAAGAGUGGUCUUGUUACCUUGAUUCAAUUAGUCAUCUUACAACAUCUAUCAUGUGUAUAUCAUCCAGUCUCUAGAGUUAGUUGUCUGUGUCUUGGGAUGCAGUGCCUGAUAAUUUCGUAAAGGUAGUGUCACUUAGGGUGAAUACUUUGUUCAACACGUUUGAAUAAUGAGCAAUGUAGAAGAAGAAAGAGAUGAAAAAUGUAGAGUGAAGUCCAUCUUGUGUCUGUACCGAGUCUAGCACAGCCUGUGUCCGUGUCGGAAUUUACUUUCAUAUGAAGAAAUUAACAAACUUCCCAGGAGCAAAAUGUAGGUACUGUAAUAUACUAGAACUACCCAAAGAUGGAAAUUUCUUUGAACAUGUUCAAAGUGGCUCCUGCUUUUGUAUAGCCAAAAAUUAACCUUCCCAGGAACAGAAAAUGGUACUAAGACAGUUGAUACUCUCAUAAUUAAUAUUUAAUAACUUUAUAAUUAUUAAAGUAAGAAAUUUGGAGGAAAUUAAUCUACAUUUCUAUUGUUUAAAAAUUAACUUUUUUCAAAACAUUAAAUUAGUAGUUAUAAGCAUGGAAAUACACAUUAAAAUUGCAAUCACUCAAAGUUAAUAAUUAAAUAUAAGGAUUAUGAAGAUUUUUUUUUUUCUUUUUGGCCUUGCAGUGGAGUUGGUGUGCAUAAAUACAUCUAUUGUUUGUUUAUUUGUAUAUAUGAAGUUAAAGAAGUUUUGCUUAAUGAAUCAGAGAAAUAUAGUACCUUAGAAUUCUAUUAACUAAUAAAUUCAGUGUCUUCCAUGAUAGUUAGUUAUUUAAGAGCCAACUGUACAUGUUGUUGGAUGCUAGAAUUAAGUGUACAUAUGAUCCAGGACAAGUGCAGGAAAGACCUUUCUCUACAUGCUCUGAUACCAAACUACUGUAGGACAGCUCUAGGAAACUUAUAAUAAUGUAGCCUACAAUAUGUUUUCGGAUGUGUUUUUGUUAUAAAAAAUCUUGUACAAGUUAAGGUGUGUAAGAAAGAAUUUUGAGGUUGUGAAUAAAAAAGGAUAGGAAUUAGCUUUGCUUUAAGAGUGACAGAUUGCAUGAUAUAACGUAAAAAGCCAAUAUACUAGCUUCCUUCACUAACAAAAUCCAUGGAACCAUACCUUCAGCCCAUGUUUUUAGUAAAUAUGAAAAUUCUCAAUAUUUCUUUGACUCCUAAAAUCUAAUAAAUUAUGAAUAAAACUAUAACAACAUAUAAACCUAAAACCAAUAUAAAAUAAGACUCAGUUCAACCGUAAACUUGAUUACACAAUUACUAAUUUUACCCUUUUCUUGUUAGCUUGCUUUACAUCAAUAUCUAUAUGCCUUUGAUAAUUAGUUUGAAGUGUUCAUGUUGCCUUAUCCAGCAUGGUAAUCUUAAUCUUAAGAAAGCAUUUAAAUUAACUGAAUCUGGAAUCUUCAACUCUCAAGCUAGACUGACCUUUAAGUUUUAUCUCUUCAUCUUUGUUUCUCUUUAUAUGAUACAUCAAUGCAAACUAUAAGGAAAUAGUUCCCCCUUGUUUAUAUUGAUGCCUUUGAAUUGCUUGAUUUGAUCUCUUGAACUAUGUCAUAAGAAAGCAUAUAAAUUAACUGAAUCUGGAAUUUUCAAUUCUCAAGAUAGACCGACCCUUAAGUUUUGCAUCCCUUCAUUUUCUUUUCUCUUUAUAUGAUACAUCAAUGCAAACUAUAAGGACAUAAAUUCCCCUUGUUUAUAUUUAUGCCUUUGAAUUGCUUGAUUUGAUCUCUUGAACUACGUCAUAAGAGCUUACUACUUCAAACCAUGCAAGUCCUUGCAAGGACUUACAAAUUCAACUCGUGCAUUAUACUAAUUUAGUGAGUCUGGAUGACUCACUUGUCCUUUGGAUGACGCAACUGUCUAAGAUGAUGAUGGUAUUGCAUGUAGGGUUUUAUUUUUGGAGGAUUUAUAGUGGGGACAGAAUGUUUUCAAGGAUUCUUUCACACAUAUCUUCAGAUUAUGCUUAUAUACUUUAUUUGAGUUCUUACCUUCUUUGGAAUUCAAUCAUUUUAGAAAUCUUAUUGAUCAUAAAAUUGAGGUUCUUGCUUCUCCUGGCCUUCUUACAGAUGAAUAUCUUUUUAUGUUCAGACAAUAUAAACGAUGUUGCUUGAAGAUAUUUUCUGGGAUGAAUUUGAUCAGAGUGAUGAUCACAUAGUGCCUAAUUCUGGCGGUGGACAUAGGAAUGAAAAUGCAUUUCAGGGGGAUAGCAAUAAGAAACCUCGACAUGAAGUAAUUGGGAUUUCAAGUAAUGCUCAUGACAAGUAUGCUGCUAAAUAUGUCAUACAGGGAAAAGAGGAACGAGUGUUUCUAGCUCUGAGAAACAGAAGGGACACAAUGUUGGAAAAGGAUUCACCCACUCACACACCUGAAGGCGUGUUUCCUGCUUCACGUGAUAGUAACUCAAUCAAGGAAGGGAGAAGUUUAGCUUCUGAUACUUCUAGGAUGUCGAGUCAUUGCUUCAAAAAUACCAAUAUAGAUUCCAUUGGCAGUGAGUUUUGUGCUGAUGUUCCCAUAAUUGGCGACAGGUGUGCGGCAGUUGAUAAUAAUUCAUACAGUUAUCUGCUCGGUCACAAUCCUCAAACUGAUAAUGAUCUUUGUUUUUUUGAUAAUGAUCACGAGGACAAAGAAUCCAGUGAUUUAUUAUAUUAUGGGUGGCCGGAUAUUGGAAAUUUUGAAGACGUUGAUAGGAUGUUUAGAAGUUGUGAUUCAACAUUUGGGAUUCAGGGUACCAGUAAUGAAGAUGACCUAACUUGGUUUUCGUCAUCACUUGAUACUGAAGGAUCUAAUGAUCUAGUGAAGCCAAAUAUGAAGUUUUCUUAUUCGGAGUCAAGUCCAUCGAAAAAUAUACCUGAAAAUCGUGAACCUUCUAAACUGAUUAAUGCAAGUUCUCUAGUCAAUGAUUCCAACAUAGAAAGUGUUUCUGUUAGCUACAAAUCUAGUUCUCGGACAUCUGUGGCCAAUGAGCCUGCUGCACGUGGUCGCUUAUCUUCCAUGAGCGUGUCCAAUACAACUUCCGUAAGCAAGGAUGUGUUUGUGCCUAAAGAGCAAGGAAUUGAGUUCAAUGAUGGCAUUCAGUUCAAAGUUUCAAACACAAACCAUUCUAAAAAUGACAACAAUGGGAUGAUCAAUUUGCGUAAAAAGCAGUCGAAGCAUCAUAACCGAUCAUUAAUAAAAAGAAAAGGCCGAUGCUUAGACAGUUGUGGUUCAUAUCAUCAGAAUGGUAACCUGCAAUUCAAAGACAUUAAGCUUCCUUCUUGUGACUUAUCUUGUCACGUUCUUCCCUCAGACAUCCGGCAACAUGUGCAAAACACGGGACCAAAUUCCCAUGGUUACUUGCAGACCCGUUUUCCUCAUAUGUAUACGGACAACAGUCAUCAUCCUUCAGGUCAAAUUUCAGUAGGUUCAACUCUAUCUAAUGUCAACUCUGAAAAUAACGGUUUCACAUCUAUCUCCACAAACGAGUCUUCUUAUGCAUCAAACCAAGUGCAGUCUAUGGAGAGUUCUCAUGAUCGUUCAUUUGAGGUCCCAUCUACAACAAUGGAUGAAAAGAGUGAAAAGCUACAUCAUCAACAAGGAUUUCAAUCUCUAUUCUUGAGUAAUCUUAAACAUGCUGAUUUGGUGGUUCAGGCUGCAAUUCGCGAGCCAACUUCAGUACAGAAGCAAGACCAUAGUUCUGAGAAUGAAGUAAAAGAUCCCAAUGAAGUUGAAGGUGUUAGUAUGGGAGUUCCAGCAGACUUAGAUUCUUCUAAUUUACAGGAAGUUUCUGGAUUGAAUGAAAUCUCACUAGAAGCAACUAGUUUUCUUCAGCUUCAACAUGUCAUGGAAAAGUUGGACAUAAGGACAAAAUUAUGCAUAAGGGAUAGUCUGUAUCGUUUGGCCAGGAGUGCUGAGCAAAGGCAUAACCAUGCAAAUAUGAAUGGUGGCGACAGAGAUGAAGGAACUAAGUGCACUGGAUUUAUGGAUAUAGAAACCAAUACAAAUCCUAUAGAUCGAUCAAUGGCACACCUACUGUUUCACAGGCCCUCAGUUUCGUCUGUAAUGCCUGCUUAUGAUGCUUGGCCUCUGAAAUCACUUAUGAUUAAUGGGCCUAUCACUAACCCACCUGUGAUGGCUGAGAAACUGAUUUGUAAGGAAGAAACAGCCUCUGAAGCAGAAGAUAAAAAGGCUGCUGAUCACUGACAAUAAAUAAUAAAGAAUAGUAAGAUUCAGCACAGUUUCAGUUGAAUAUAUCUAAUAUUGAAUUUCUGUGCAUGAUCGUGUAUAAAAAAAACAUACAAGAGGCCCCUGUAGAUGGCCAAGUUUGCUUCCAUGUUUGGAGUUAAUAUCUGAAUUUUGGCUUUUAUCCUUCACCAAUUUUUCAAAAUUUGAGGCAUCUAAAAGACCUUGCAAAUAGAGUUAUCAUUCCAGUCCCUUUCUUACCCAUAACUUUCUACUUCAUACCCAUAAAAUGUUGUCUGGGUGGAAGGUAUCAUCUUUGAAUUUUUUUUUGCCUUCUGCAGGUCUUAUAAGCAUCAUUUCUUGCAUGAAUAUAUAUUUGCAUUUAUAGUUCUA
This is a messenger RNA of Cornus florida, 4589 nucleotides long. Its product is annotated as protein LNK1-like. Gene Ontology annotation, biological process: circadian rhythm; regulation of DNA-templated transcription. The record is from RefSeq and is a predicted model, not a curated record. NCBI's taxonomy places the organism in Eukaryota, Viridiplantae, Streptophyta, Magnoliopsida, Cornales, Cornaceae. The transcript is spliced from 8 exons. Bases 2139 to 4217 code for a protein of 692 amino acids.